ACCAGGACCAGCUGCUGGGGCUUCCAGCAGUGCAUCCUCUAGUCGCCAACUGGAGGAACGCGUUGACCACGUAGUGGAAAUGCUCGGCGACAUCAACACCUUCGCUGCGCCGACCACCAUCAGCAGUCAGCUGCAUACCUUGAAGACCGAGGUCCAACAGUUGCAGUCGACGAACGCAGAUGACAAUCCGAAGAUGUACAAGAUGCCAACUUUCCAAUUGGACAAGUUCGACGACUACACGCAGCAGGAUCCGGUCCUCUGGUGGGAGGCAUUCACGACGCAACUCAGGAUUCUGCCUGUCACCAAGCAUGCGUACAUCGGCGCCCUGUUCAUGAACUCAAAGGGCGUAUGCCAGACCUGGUUGAGCCACCUGGCAAACUCUCACGGCGUCAACGUACCGGACUUGAAGGACAAAAUCACAUGGGAGGAACUGACACGGCUGUGGAAGAAGCGGUUCAUCGUCGACGACGCGCCGACACUCGCCAUCAACCGUCUGUUCACCAUGUCACAGGGUAACACUGCAACACAGGAUUGGCUCACGGAGUGGCAAAAGAUUGCGGCGGUGCCCAAUCUGGAAUUGGCAUUCACGCAUCUACGCCGUGAGUUCUACAACAGGUCCUGUGCGGCAUUGAGCCAGACUCUUGGUGAUCGCGAGAAGCACUCAACCUUCGCUGAGAUCAUUGACAAGGCGAGGGAUAUCAUCAAGACCAACAGGUCAGCUGCACACGAGAAAUCAACAUGGCAGCCCACCUAUGUGGAGAAGGUACGAACUGGUCCGCGACAGCAGCACUUCCCUGCAGUCCAGUCGGACAGUGGAGAUAACCCAACAGCCACUCCAGCAUCAAGUGACGGAGAUCAGGUGGCUGCUGUCCAGCCGCAAAGCAACAACAAGUCCCGCAACAAUGGGAAGGUGAAAUCCGCAUCGCAGGUCGGAAAUGGACAGCCAAUACAAGUUCCAUGGGUCAAGUUCGGCUUGACCGAGGCGGAGUACAAGGUCCGCGGCCGCUACGGCAGCCGCUAUUGGUGCAACAGCACCAAGCACAAGACCUCCCUGUGCCAGGAUCAGGGCAAGGAGGAUGUGCGACCCCGCCUCAACUCGGAAAACCGAGUUCCGCGGAAGGACUAUGCUGUCCACUUGGCUCCACCGCUGGACCAAUCGCUCCACGUGCAACAAUCUACAGCAUGCACGGUUUCAUCACCAUUGGCAACCGAUUCGGCAACUUCGCCGCCAUCUAUCGCCGGGGAUUCAUCGUCGUGGUCAAGACUUGAGGUGCUCGACCCACUGACGUUCACGGACUUCCAGUGGAUGCCCGUUCCCCCGACCGGACGAUUGCCGAAACCGCAUUGCAAUGUGCUCAUGGCACAACUGCGAGAUUACUUGCACACUGCAGUACCGACUCCGUUGAUGGACGCCGGAGUAGAGGUUGUCGACCUUCACGUCUACAUUGCGAAGAUCCACCGCGAGUUCAAGACGCAACGGUACGACGACAUCGACGCACCAUUGCUAUAUGUACGCAUUCAGAUCGGAGAAGCGACCUGCAGCGCUUUGAUCGAUUGCGGAGCAUCUCGCAACUACAUCAGCUUGGACUUCAUGGUGCAAGCCGGCCUUGGCCCACGCGUCCGGAGGAAGCCCCAGCCUACGCAAGUCACAUUGGCGGACAGUCACACGCACAAGUCAAUCGACCGGUGCAUUGACAGCGUCCCAGUGUACUUUACCCCUGACGCAAGUGAGGCGGUGUCCUUUGACAUUCUGGACACCAAAUUCGACAUGAUCUUGGACAUGUCAUGGCUGCGAAGCAAGGAUCACCCGGUGAACUUCUUCAACCGCACCGUUCACCCGGAGUUUGGAGGAGCAUGUGGAACACCUGCGCACCGUUUGGAACGGCUACAACAAGCCAAGUACAAGGCCAACCGCGACAAGUGCGAAUUCGCACGACAGGAGCUGGAGUACUUGGGACAUUAUGUGACGCCGCAAGGCAUCCGUCCGCUUGCGGACAAGAUCGAGGCCCUACGAGCAUGGCCCGAGCCCACCAACACCACGGACGCUCAUUCAUUUAUGGGAUUGGCGGGCUACUAUCAGCUAUUCAUCACCGGAUACUCAAGGAUUGUUGCACCUAUGAUGAGGUUACAGUCGCCAAAGGUGCUAUUCGUAUUCGAUGACGACGCACGGCGGUCACUCCAAGCACUUAAGACGGUCAUGCUCAUGGCACCCGUCCUAAGCAUCUAUGACCCCACCCUGUCGACGCGAGUGACUACGGACGCUUCCGGCUAUGGCAUUGGGGCAGUCUUGGAACAGCACGACGGUGACGACUGGCACCCUGUGGAGUAUUUCAGCCACAAAGUGCCUCCCAUCAACUCGCUGGAUGAUGCAAGGAAGAAGGAGCUGCUCGCAUUCGUCAUGGCUCUCAAGCGAUGGCGGCACUUCCUCCUUGGCCGUCGUAGGUUCACAUGGGUUACAGACAACAAUCCAUUGACCUACUACAAGACGCAGGAUACGGUGAGCAGCACGAUCGGACGAUGGAUGUACUUCAUCGACCAGUUUGACUUCACACCGAAACAUCUUCCCGGCCUCUCAAAUCGCGCGGCAGAUGCACUCUCGCGAAGACCUUAUCUUUGCGCUAUGACACAUCAUGCCUUCGCAUUCGACGAGGAGCUUCAGCGACACUUCAUUCGGGCAUAUGAAUCUGAUCCAGACUUCGCCACGUUGUAUGCACAGCUAUCCUUGGAUCACCCGCCGGCCAGCGAUUACCGCAUCGCCGACGGGUACUUGCUCCUCCACUCGAGAGGCAAGGACUUACUAUGUGUCCCACGCGACCGUCGUCUUCGGACUCGCCUCCUCGGCGAGUAUCAUGAUACGCGACUCGCCGGCCAUUUCGGAGUCAACCGCACUAUUGCACGGCUUCGACAGCGAUUCCGAUGGCCCGACCACAUUACCGAUGUCACUCGGUAUUGCGACUCUUGCGAAGUUUGCCGACGCAGCAAGCCCCGCAACCGCAAUCCCUACGGCGAGUUGCACCCGAUGCCUAUCCCACAAGAACCCGGUCUCUCCAUUGCCAUGGACGUCACCGGUCCGUUUCCUCGCGACCGGCUCGGGCACGACGGCAUCCUCACGGUUGUGGACCGAUUGAGUGUGACUCCAUUCGAGUUGCAGCACGGUGGACGGAAAGGCCGGAUCUUCGCCGACCUUUUUCUCCCUCGACCAGCCGGAAUUGACGCUGCCUGCUCUCCCGCUUCCGUCCGGAAGUACAGGGAAUUGCUGACUCAAGCCCGCGCAAACAUGCAAAAGGCUCAAGUCCGCAUGCAGYAGCAAGCCAACAGGCGUCGCGUACCAUGUUCCAUCCGUGCCGGUGAUUUGGUUUGGGUCUCUGCGGAAGAGUUUGCACUGGAACAGGAUGUUUCACGCAAACUUCUUCCCAAGUGGUUUGGACCAUGGUCUGUGACAGCAGCCGCGGGCGAUGAGCCCGAUGACCCUUCAUUUGUGAUCAACAUUCCAGAGCAUCGGACGGUCCAUCCGGUCUUCCACGCCUCGAAGCUGGCAACAUACACGCCAGCCAAGAGCGACGACUUUCUGGGCCGACGAUCGCAGGACCCUCCUUCUAUGGAUGGUCAUCAGGAAGUUGACCUCGUCAUCACCGAUCGCAAGUACGGCAGCAAGCCGCGRCAGUACAAAGUCACGUUCAAAGCAUGUGAUCGCGACGCAGAUUUGAAAGCAUCCGCACCGCUGAUCUACGCGCAUUAUGAAAAGCGCAGGUUAGCUCAGGAAGCUUCACGACCAGCCCCUCCCACCCGGACUGUGGUCCCUCCCUCAGACAGACAGCUUCGCCCUCACAGGUAAGCUCGGUUCUUCAAGGAGGGGGGCGUGUGGCAUACUGCGUAGCCACACGGGC
Molecule: messenger RNA, 3887 nt
Organism: Chara braunii
Lineage: Eukaryota; Viridiplantae; Streptophyta; Charophyceae; Charales; Characeae
Source: the annotation of a GenBank genome assembly